Messenger RNA from Arachis ipaensis, 981 nucleotides. The record is from RefSeq and is a predicted model, not a curated record. Lineage: Eukaryota; Viridiplantae; Streptophyta; Magnoliopsida; Fabales; Fabaceae.
AUGGUGACUCGUGGACGCAGUUGCGGUCGAGCGAAAGGUAGGAAUCGAAAAGAGGACCACGAGACGAAUACGAACAACCCCGCAAACUUCAUAGCUGCCUUGGAGAACAUGGCUGCGGCUAUGCAAGCCACGGCUGCUACCUUAGGCAAUCAGGGUAACAAUGUAAAUGGAGGAAACGGGGAUAAUGGGCCAACGACAUUGUUAUCCUUUCUGAAGUAUGUAGAGUUUGCCACAUACAAGUUUGAAGGAGAAGCUCAGUUUUGGUGGCAAGGAGCUCGUCGUUUAUUGCAACAAGGUGAUGUUGCAGUUAGUUGGGAUGCCUUUCGAGUGGAGUUCUAUAAGAAGUAUUUUUCAAACUCGGUUAAGGCGGCGAAGGAGUUGGAGCUGCUACAGCUGAAGCAAGGUUCCAUGACGGUGGCAAAAUACACUAGUAAGUUUGAGGAGUUAUGUCGGUUCUCGAUGGUUUGUCAAGGUGCUCCUGAGAGUUAUGAGGAGUGGAAGUGUAUUAAGUACGAGGGUGGACUUCGGAGUAAAAUUCUGACUGCUGUGGGGCCUAUGGAGGUCCGCAUCUUCUCCGAGUUGGUGAAUAAGAGUAGAGUUGUAGAGGAGUGCUUAAGGAAGGCUGCUGUGGAAAAGAAUGACUGUGGAGAGUUCUAUAAGAACGGCCAAGACAAAGAUCUUACACCAAGAGGUCAAGACAGAGAUUUUGCACCAAGGGACCAAAACUUUAAGAGGAGUGGUCAUGCACCACAAUACUCACAAGACUGCAACGACUACCGAAAGGGUGACUAUCACAAAGGACAUGGUAAGGGAAAGCAGGCAGGGACUCACCAAGAGAACUUGAGAUGCCCGAGAUGCGAAAGAUACCAUCCAAAAAUGUCGUGCAUGGCUGGGCUAGGAUUAUGCUACCACUGUGGAUUGCCUGGGCAUGUCUCUAGACAUUGUCCCAACAGGAAGGACCAGGAUGCGAGUCCGUCUUAG